AUGAGCGAAUGCUUAAAAACUCGGUUUAAUUUGAAACCAACAAGUUUUAAUGUCAUACACAAUCUCACUUACGCGGUGCAAUACCUGUUUUUGAACACAGUGCAUUUAUGGCAAGUACGCUUUGGAGCAUGUGAAAUCUCCAAUGACACAGGAAAUGAUCAUCAAAGAGGAGCAGGUCAUUUUAAACAGAUUAAGCAUAUUUUUACAAGGGGAAGCAAUGCAUCUAAACGGAUCUCAAAGUCGCUUUCAAAUCGGCAUGCAAUUGUUCAUUUAUUUACUAAAGUAAAUGAAAUUACCAACACACAGAUGAAAUUGCAUGCGUUGCAAUUGAGUGUUUGUGUAUUUAUUGAUAUAUUGUUGAAUUCAAACAGCUUAAAACUACUUGUGAUGAAAAUACUUGGUUUCUAUCCCCCCAUUAUUCUAUCCUUUUACUCAUGUGUGCGUUUGCGUAUUUUCUAUCUAUUUGUUUGCCACCUUCGUGUAAAACAACCUUUUUUAAAGUUACAUAUUUUGAUUUGUGCCACCACAGUGAAGGGUAGACAGACUCGCCUCCAAACAAAAUUGAUCUAUUUGUAUACAAUGAACCUGUGGAUCAGUAGAUCUGGCAGAAACAGCAGAGUGGACCUUUUUGCUUGCAAAUGUUGUAAAGAAAUCUGCACAGUGACGAGUACAUUUGCUAUGAUGACAGCUAAAAAGCAAUUUAUCUUCCUCAUUUUCACAUCCGAAUUACAUUAUCUGCAAAAUUUUACAUGCGGUUAUGCCCGGCGCGAAAAACAACAGAGCAAACGGAAGCAAAAUGAUACUCGCAUAUGUGGACCUAAAAACAAUGCACUGAACAGUAAUGCUGUCAUUUUAAAAUUACUACGAGCGAACAAAAGUAUAAAUAACAACGAAAUUUGCUGCAUAUUCUUGCGAAAUUUUGUGCCAUUCUUUACUUUUGAAUGUUUAGGUAAAUUUGGCUUUCUAGUUAGUGGAACGAAUUUCUUCAUUGUUUCUGAGGCACGAUUACCUCCAAGAAGAAUGUUUGCUCAUCAGGGUGCUAGUUAG
This is a messenger RNA of Echinococcus granulosus, 1047 nucleotides long. RefSeq lists its product as hypothetical. Bases 1 to 1047 code for a protein of 348 amino acids. NCBI's taxonomy places the organism in Eukaryota, Metazoa, Platyhelminthes, Cestoda, Cyclophyllidea, Taeniidae. The transcript has 11 exons. The record is from RefSeq and is a predicted model, not a curated record.